CGCUGCCGGGUUGGGGAUGGGCUGGAAUGGUGUUAUGUCUGGUAGUGUCGACGUUUGGAGUUUGGUGGUGGUUUUACUUAUUGUUGUGUAUAGGUUUGUGUGUUGCAGGCUGUCUGACGUUGUUGUAUAUACCUCAGAAGGUACCUCAGAUUGUUACAAAUGGAUUUGAAUCUUGGAGCAGUAGCACCCAGCUGCUUCAGGCACUGAGUCACUUAGAGAGGCCAUUGAAGAAACAGAAACAUGACAAACGGCUCACUGGUGCCAACAUUAUUGAUGAACCACUCCAAGAGGUAAUAGAAUACACUUUUCGAGAUUAUGUUCACUCCUGGUAUGGUUACAUCUCUACAGAUGAAGAUUUUCUUGGUCAUCUAAGAGAAUUGGUUCACAAAGUGAUCAUCAACUGCUCGGCCAGGUCCAAGGACGUAGAAUGGGUUCCAUACCUCACCACCCGUCUAGUCGAUGACUUUGCAUCCCACCUGAGGCUCUUUCGAAAAUCUCAAGCCAAACUUAAAGUCAAAAAGGAAGAAGAUCCAGGAAGCAGUCUGGACCUUUUGUCAAUAUUUUUUGACAAAGAAUUUGCAAUGGAGCAACAUCUUUGUAGAGAUCUUGUGUGUACAUCGAGAACCCAUGAAAUAGAGUAUCUUCAAGAUUUGAGUGAAAUUCUCUUGUACCUUUUACUGCCACCAGAAGAUUUUCACAAUAGAAUGCUCAGGUUCUUCGUGAGGGUAAGUUAGAGUAGUAGGCUUAGGUCAGGUUGUUAGUAGGCUUAGACGACA
This is a messenger RNA of Limulus polyphemus (Atlantic horseshoe crab), 776 nucleotides long. RefSeq names its product sorting nexin-13-like. The record is from RefSeq and is a predicted model, not a curated record. Gene Ontology annotation, molecular function: phosphatidylinositol binding. Bases 27 to 734 code for a protein of 235 amino acids. The transcript is spliced from 7 exons. Lineage: Eukaryota; Metazoa; Arthropoda; Merostomata; Xiphosura; Limulidae. Gene Ontology annotation, cellular component: early endosome.